Molecule: messenger RNA, 1782 nt
Organism: Oryzias latipes (Japanese medaka)
Lineage: Eukaryota; Metazoa; Chordata; Actinopteri; Beloniformes; Adrianichthyidae
Product: interferon-induced protein with tetratricopeptide repeats 2
Biological process (GO): defense response to virus
Cellular component (GO): cytosol
Molecular function (GO): protein binding
Source: RefSeq, a predicted model, not a curated record
AAAUGUAUUGAAGUUGUUUUAAACAGAUCGACUUUUACUGUUGAUCCUGAAGAGAAACAAAUCCAUCCAGAUCUGAAUGUUCGGUGUUGUUGUCAGGAUUUUAAUUAUUUGUAUUUUAAGGAGAAAAUUCCUAAAGGAGAGUUGGAAAGGACGUCAUUUACACCAGCUCAAAGGUUGAACAUUGAUUUUUUUUUUAUGACAAGUAAAAAAAGAGCACACACCAAAGAGGUUGUUAGUUCUCAGAGUUGAUCGCUUGAAGAUGAGUGCUGCUCAGAGUUCCUCCCUGGAGGAGUCCAAACUGGAGGACCUGGAGUGUCACUUCACCUGGGAUCUGAACGCCAGCAGGUCCAAGCUCUGCUUCAUCAGGGACUCACUGGAGGACAUCGGUGUAGAGGGUGGGUCUAGCUGGCUGGGUCACAUCUACAACCUGCAGGGGUUUGUUCAUUACCAGCUGGGCUGUGAGGAGAAAGCCUUGAGAUUCUUGUGCAGAGCCACUGAGGCCUUCAGCCAAAUGAGGAACACUGUGUCUGAUGACGGUCCCUGGUUGGUGGUAAAUUAUGGCAACCUGGCCUACGUGCACCAUCUUCUGGGGGAUCGAUCAAAGAGCCAGGAUUACCUCAGUAAGGUGGACGUUCUGCUGAACGCACACCCUUCUCCUAACCAGGAGGAGCUGCACCCAGAGGUCUGUGCAGAAAAGGCCUGGACCCUGAUGUGGUUUGACAAAGGGCAGCUAGCAACAGAAUACUUCCACAGAGCUGUCAGGAUGCAGCCAGACAUGGUGGAAUGGCAGACCGGCCGCGUUUUGGGACUAGUUAAUGGCUAUAAGCACAGAAUGGAAAGUCUGGGAGUCGACAUUUUGGAGAAAAUGAAAAUUGCCAAAGAGCACGACCCACAGAACUUGCACCUUGCAGCUCUUUACCUGCACGCACGGGGUGCAAAAGGCCAACAUAUUGAAGAUGAAGCCAGAGGACUGGCCAGAAAAAUCUUGAGCAAGCCAGACAGCAGCUACAGUGGCCUUGACCCAUUACUGAGGCUGUUCAGAAAGUACAUAUGCAUGGAUGAGGCCAUCGAUUUAGCAGAAGAGGCUUUGCAAAGGCAACCUGACUCACGAUACAUAAAAAGGUGUGCAGCAAUCUGCUACAGAAGGAGGAUAUUUGUCCAGAAAAGCUCUCCCGACCCCAAAAUUCUCGACAGAGGGAUCAGUGUGUGCGAGGACGUGGUUGCUCUUUACCCCGAAUCCUCGCUGAAAAUGCAAAUAUCAAUUGCAGAAAUAUAUGCAAAGUUUAACCAAGUAAGAGCUGAGGAGAUUUUCAGGGAGCUGCUAGAAAAGGAUCUGGAUCCUGAAGGCUCACAAAUGCUUUUCAGCAUCUACGCAAGACACUUGUUCUUCAAAAAGCAAGAGGAUGAGUCGAUACAUUACCACAAGAAAGCAGCACUGGUUCCAACCACUACAUAUUUUCGCAAGAAAAGCAUCAACCAAUUGGAGAAGAUUGCAGAACGACGGCACCCAAGGUCCCGAGAAAUACACGAGUUUCUGCAAAACCUGCAUGGUCCUAGUUUCUGAGUCAUAGUUUCAUGACUCAGGAGUCAAAGAAACUGGGCAGCAUUUUGUAAAAUUGCACAUAAAUGUGCCAAAACAUAUUUUGAAAUUUCUAGCCAAAAACCAAAUGUACGGAGAACAAACUUUUACAAAGUCUCUUAUGUUUAGAAAUAAGAGGCCACAUUUUGCAACUUGCUUUUGUUGAAGCUUUUUUUAAGAUUAAAUCAUGAUGAACAAAAACA